AACGGAUAAUAAUAAUAAUAAUAAUAUAAAUAAUAAUAAUCCCCUUUCUCUCACUCCAAAACCAUACUCCCAUUCCCUCUCCCAAGCAAAAAGUGAUCGAUCGAGGAGUUUUUUUUUCCCCUUUUUUUUGGGUCUUUUUUAGAGGUGAAAUGAUGGGGAUUUGAUUGUGUAAUUUAUUUGGUUAGUGCCAAAAAAAAAAAAAAAAAAAUGUUGCCCGUGAGCUCUGCCGCAUUGAACUGCUCCUCUUCCCUUUCUCCGGGAACGAAAGCUUUUUAUUCGCUGCGGAAAACAGUAGAGGAUCGAUCGACCAUUGAGGAGAGGCACUUCCUUUGUAUGCAAGAUGGGACACAUAUGAAUGAUUUAUCUUUCAGAGCUCAUUCUUCCAAAUCGAUGCAAUCAAUUAUCACAGAUAUACCCAACAAGUCAGGCUCCUCGGAUUCCUCAAUAUUCUCGCCUUACCCGAAUGAUUUUGAUGAUAUAGUACGUGUAUUUCCUAAAGAGUACUUUAACGGUGAACCAGAUAUAUCUUGCAACUCAGCAAGGGAAGUGACAAAUUUGGAUCGACCAUCCAUGGCCCUCCCUGGUGGGGAUGAUCGUGUAAAUAUACCUGACUUUCCUGAUCAAAGUGCAAGCGCGGCUCUCGAGUCCGCAUCUUCUGAUUCUUUGUUGACCACCAAUGUGGGAGAAAGUACUCUUUCUGAGAGUUCAAUUCCAAUUUCUGAUACAGUUGAGGGGACUACUAAAGGAAUAGUAAAUGUGAAAGAAAGCGUUGGAAGUUCGGUAUCACAAAUUUUUGAAUCUGUCGACACAUCAAUAAAUCGAGCACAAGAUGCUUUGAAGAGCACGUAUGAUUCGCUGACAUCAUCAGUUUCUGAUGCAGUUAAAAGUGUGACAAAAUCAGUUGAUAAUGUAGCUAGUGAUUUGUUUUCUUCUGUUGAUAUAUCCAAGAAGCAAGCAGGUGGUCAAUUAGCCGGCUUGUCAAGUGCGUUAAAGGAAAAUGUGUAUGGAGCAGGUGCUGUAGCUGUUGACGUUCUUAGACGGGCAAUUAUUAGUUUUGAGGAAUCUUUGGGAAAGGCAGCUACUUUUGUGGUAUAUUCUUACGGAGCAGCAAAGUCAUCGCUUCCACCAAAUGUUAGGGAUGCAUUAAACUUAUCUGAAGAUAAAGCUUCACAAAUUUUGAGUCCUGUUGGAGAUUCUUUUCAACAGGUAUAUGUCAUCAUUGAGGGAUUUGAAAAGAAUCUUGGUUUGGACCCAAAUGAUCCAAUUGUCCAAUUCGCACUUUUGCUAGGAAGUUCAGCUACUAUAGGGACAUUUUACUGGGUGCUUAUUUAUGGUGGCUAUUCUGGUGACUUGGCUCCUGAAGAAACAUUUGAGCUGCUGAAAAAUGACCAGAAUGCCGUACUUGUUGAUGUUCGGCCUGAGAAAUUGAGGGAAAGAGAUGGUGUUCCCGCCCUUCGUCGUGGAGCCAGGUCUAAAUAUGCCAGUGUGACUCUUCCUGAGAUUGAUGGUUCGCUGAAAAAAAUGCUGAAGAGUGGAAGAGAUGUAGAGAAUGCCUUGAUUGCCGUUGUCAUCCGCAAUUUGAAAAUUGUCAAAGUACGAACUAGAAUUUUGCCUGUCAAUAUUCCGGAAGACUCAAAGGUCAUCAUUAUGGACGCGAAUGGCACUCAGUCUAAAGCCAUUGCGAGAUCCUUAAAGAGACUCGGUGUGAAGAGACCUUAUUUGGUUAAAGGUGGUUUCGAAUCAUGGGCGAAGAAGAGUCUCCGGAUCAAGGAACUCCAACCUGAGACUGCUUUGACAGUUUUGAGUGAGGAAGCAGAGGCAAUUCUUGAGGUUAUUAAGCCGACCCCGACCCUUGUUAUUGGAUAUGCUUUGGGCAUAUCUGCAGCUAUAUAUGCUUUAUUAGAAUGGGAGAAGACGCUGCAAGUGAUUGGUCUUGUGGGCCUUGGGCAGACUCUAUAUCGACGUGUUGCUUCGUAUGAGGAUUCUGAAGAUCUAAAACAGGAUGUGAGCAGGUUGCUGCUUACGCCGGUAACGUUGGGCGCCCAAGCAUUUUCAUGGGUGGUGAGAAAACUAGAACCGAACAACAUUGGUCUGCCGACCUCACCCUCAACAACAGCUGUUCAAGAUCGGGUCCUGCAGGCAGCUGCAAAGCACGAAUCUCAACCGUCUGAUGAUGACGGAAACCAAGCGUCCGGCCCAGCAACUGAGAACCUAGUCUCCAAAGCAUGAAACCGAGGAUCAGGCAUUUGUAUAUUGGCAUCAUUGACACCUCCCCUAAUCUCCGCGGUGCCUCUGAUUCUUUGUUGUUUAAGUGUUAAUAUUCGAUGUGAUAUUCUACAUUACAGGGAGACACAGACACCAUACCCCAGAAGCUGGGCUUCUGCUUUUGCUUCUGCUUUUAUCUUGCUUUUCCAGUUCUUUUAAAGUCACUAGUUUAACUCUCCAUGUGUAAUUAAAACACUUACUGAUACAGGAAAAGCUUUUCAUUCUUGAGUAA
Ananas comosus (pineapple) is the source of this 2497-nucleotide messenger RNA. RefSeq names its product calcium sensing receptor, chloroplastic. The transcript is spliced from 14 exons. The record is from RefSeq and is a predicted model, not a curated record. Lineage: Eukaryota; Viridiplantae; Streptophyta; Magnoliopsida; Poales; Bromeliaceae. Bases 208 to 2229 code for a protein of 673 amino acids. Gene Ontology annotation, biological process: regulation of stomatal closure; cellular response to calcium ion; de-etiolation.